Molecule: messenger RNA, 1927 nt
Organism: Danio rerio (zebrafish)
Lineage: Eukaryota; Metazoa; Chordata; Actinopteri; Cypriniformes; Danionidae
Source: RefSeq, a predicted model, not a curated record
AAUGUUUACACAAAGCUGUAAACACAGCGCAAAUCCACUAGGUGGCGCACAAGCACUCUAAAGCAGCUUUGUAACUUGACAUAAGACCAAAGAGAAAGACGGCGGUGAAGGGAAUGCUACUUAUUUCCCCACUUUUCCCAAAAUACGAAGCUUUAAAUGUUUCAGAGCUGAUGGAUGAAAACGAAGAACUGGCCGAUGUGGAGGGGACAAAACAGCAUGUUGAAAAUGACAAUCAACCAGAGCCGAGAAACGAAAAGUCAUUCGCGUGCCCUCAAUGUGAGAAGACCUUCAAAUUUAAACACCAUCUUCGAAUCCACCUGAGAGUUCACACCGGGGAGAAGCCGUACGCUUGCGAAUUUUGCGGACAUCGUUUCAAAUACGAGAGGAGUUUCCAGGAGCACCGGCGAAUCCACACGGGGGAGAAACCGUAUCGGUGCGUCCACUGCGGGAAGACGUUUGCUUAUAAAAACACGUAUAAGAUCCACACGAGGAUCCACACCGGCGAACAACCGUACAUGUGCAACCAGUGCGAGAAGAGCUUCACGCAUGCCCGAUCUCUGCACGCGCACCUGCGCACUCAUUCAGGAGAAAAACCGUUUCCGUGUGAGCAAUGCGGGAAAACAUUCGCCACCGCGUUCGCUGUGAGGAAGCACGUCAAGAUUCAUCUAAAGGAGAAACCCUACAUUUGUACGCUGUGCGGGAAGGGCUUCACGGAGGCCGGCUCUCUGAACAUUCACCAGAAAAGACACAUCGGCGUUAAGGAUCACAUAUGCAGCGAGUGCGGGAAGUCCUUCAUCACCAGCAGCGAGCUGAAAGUGCACCAGAAGUUCCACAACGGCGAGAAACCGCACAAGUGUUCGUUCUGCGAGAAGAGCUUCUGCCAGUCGGGAGCGCUGAAAGCACACGAGACGUCUCACACCGGAGAGAAACCGUAUCACUGCAGCGAGUGCCAGAAGAGGUUCAGUCAGUUCAGCUCACUGCGCAGACACCGAAUGAAAAAAAUCGCCUGUAAAAACCCACACGAACAAAUACUAUAGUAUUAUAUAGCACAUACUCUGGUGUUAUUGAACAUUUUUAAAUACUUGAACGAAUUGUUGCAAUGCUAUAGUUGCUUUAGUAAUGCAGCUAUAGUAAUAUAAACUAAUUACUCAAUACCGUACAAUUUUCUAUGCUGUGCUAAUUUUAUAGUUGCUAUGGUAAGGCUACUAUAGUAAUAUAAACGAAUUACCCAAAACUACUGUUUUCUAUGUUGCUGUAGUUCUGUAGUUGCAAUUGUAACACAGCUGUGUAUUGUAUUUGUAUUCUUUGUUGUGGUAAGUUUAUAGUUGCUAUGGUGACGUUGCUAUAGUAAUAUAAACUAAUUACCCAAUACUGUACAAUUUUUCAUGUUGUGGUAGUUAUGUAGUCGCUAUGGCAACACAGCUAUCAUAAUAUAAACUAAUUCCCCAACACUACAGUUUUCUAUGUUGGAGUAAUUUUAUAGUUGCUAUGGUAAACACUUCUAUAGUAAUAUAAACUGCCCAAUACCGUUUUUUAAUGUUGUGGGAAUUCUAUAGUUGCUAUGGUAACACAACUGUAGUAUUAUGAAUCAACUAUCCAAUACUGUGCAAUUUUCUAUGUUAUGACAGUUCUAUAGUUGCUAUGGUAACACUGCUAUAGUAAUUUAAAAUAACUAUCCAAUACCGUCUUUUUUUUUGUGCAUACUGUUUUUAGCGUACUGUAUAGUAUUGAAGUAUGCGGUUUUUAACGCAGCGCUGGUCCUCUAUAAAACGCCAGCAGUGUUGGCUUGUGGAGGGCCGUGCUUUUUCACCUGUUUGUUUUGUUUCUUUCUACCUUUGGUUAAUAUUUUAAGUUUGCUGGCCUCAAUUGAGCACUUGUUUGUUCUUUAAUGUUUAAAUAAAUAUUUUUCGGCACCAAGCCAUCCUGU